Messenger RNA from Lodderomyces theae, 1437 nucleotides. RefSeq lists its product as uncharacterized. Lineage: Eukaryota; Fungi; Ascomycota; Pichiomycetes; Serinales; Debaryomycetaceae. The transcript has a single exon. The record is from RefSeq and is a predicted model, not a curated record. Bases 1 to 1437 code for a protein of 478 amino acids.
AUGGACACAGCUAGUUGUGGGCCUUCAAGUGCCAUACAGAACUUGAAUAAGCACACUCAAAGAGAUACCUCUUUACAGCAUCAAAGAUUAGGAAAUCCACCUCAGCAACAAGGGGUUCAUCAAUUUCGUCAAAAUCAAGUAGUGGAUCAACAGUUGAACCAAGAGUUUCAAAGGUUCAAUAGUGGUGGUCCUGGUCAUGACUUUGCCACUCUGUUUAUGGAACAAAACCGACCUCAGUUUCAGCCACAACACCGUGCUGUGCAACCCCAGCACCAGCAUCAGCAUCAGCAUCAACAUCCGCAACAGCAACAGCAACAGGGUUGGAUAAAUGACUUUUCAGGUUUGAGUAUUGAGCAAAGGCAGCAACCGCAAGUGAAUAAUUGGCUGAAGCAGUUUAUGCAAGGUGGACCUUCACAACAACAGCAAAAACAGUAUUAUCAACAACAACAACAACGUCAGAACCAACAGCCGAUGGUGCAUAGCCAAAUUCCAAACUAUUCGUUGGGUACGUUUCAAAAUAGGAUAAACAUGAAUGCAGUUGGCGCAGUGCCACAAUUUGCCGCGCAAACUGAGCAUCAACAAAUACACAAAUUGGAUGCAGGGCAUCAAGAGAUAUUAGAGAAUGAGUUUGACCGUAUAGAAAAGGAAUUAGCACAAGAGCCUCAAACAAGCGAGGCUGAGGCCAUUUUGUCAGAAUCCGUGGAUAAAGCGUUGGAAGACCACGAUCGGGAUUUGUUUGCUGAAACUGCACGGUCAGUGGAAAACUCAAUGAACGGCUUGAACACAAAUGAUGCAGCAAUGGCGGAAAAGUUUCAACAGUCUAGUUUCCUAAACUUGAUGCACUCGAUAGCCAACAAGGAGACGGUUUUAGAAAAUAAUGAAUUGAAGACACAAGAAAAUGUUUCCGCAGAGACAUCGGCACAAGACACGGCUAGUAAUUUGAAGAGUUCAGACUAUAUUCAACCAAUGUACAACCCAGAUCAACAACAGAAUCAAGUUGACUCCAUGGGUUUCAACACCGAUGAAUUCUCAGACGAAACGAUCCCAAACCAUCCCUUCACACAACAAACAACGUCCACACGGUUCAAUACUGAUGAAUUCUCAGAUGAUACAAUCCUAAAUCACCCAUUACCACCACAGGCUAUACCACAAAUGCAAAGAAAGAAUCUUCAGCAACAUGAGCCGAGCGAGACGCAGAAUCAUCUACCUGAUCCUCUUGCGCAUAUAGGUAACCAAUUAGAUGGUGUAACUGAUCCAUUGACGGCAGCCAGGAUUAUUAGUGGUGGACAAGUUAGGAGUAGAGAUUGGGAAGACGAUGACGAUUGGUUGACUGAGGACGUUACUUGGAGAAAGGGGCAAGUUGUCGGCGGACAAAGGGAAGAAAGAUUUGGUAAAAAGGGCGAUGACAAGGUGCAUGCGCGUUUCGCUCCAAGUUAG